Crotalus tigris (Tiger rattlesnake) is the source of this 1337-nucleotide messenger RNA. RefSeq names its product family with sequence similarity 178 member B (gene FAM178B). Lineage: Eukaryota; Metazoa; Chordata; Lepidosauria; Squamata; Viperidae. The record is from RefSeq and is a predicted model, not a curated record. The coding region runs from base 203 to 715 and encodes 170 amino acids. The transcript is spliced from 6 exons.
UAUAGAAAGCUGCACGCCCCGAGAAUUGGAAAGUAAGCCGCAAAAAUCGAAUUCUGCUGGUUGUCACCAUCUGGAACUGAUUCCUCCAGAAGCCUUCGUGGAGCAUCUCCCCGCUCACAAAUUCACCACUGACUUCUCUUUGCCUUAACAGCUGCCAGAAUUAUGCAGGUCUCUCGGCCACGUCUCGCAGCAUCAUCACAACAUGGUAGCUGUCGUGCGUUGCUUCCCAGACACCACAUCUAGAGGACGACAACUGGGCAGAAACCUCAGCCUCUACUUCAUUAUGAAGCUGCUUGGAAAGAUGCAGAUGUUCUCAAACUUCUGGCAAGAAGAAAUCCAGCUGCAGCAGCUUUGCGAUCUUCUCCCACUCAUGAGGCCUGCCUGCUUAAAGCAGGCUCUACAGAAGACCCAGAAGUUUCAGGAGAAGCCAACCAACAACCAGCAGAAGACACUGUCUGCUCUUGACCAUGAGGCCUGUUACCUUUGCUACAACCUCCUGGUGUUAGCCAACGUGGUUGUGGGAACCAAGCCAGCAUCUCCAAAAGAGCAGGGCCACCUCCAGCAACUUUGCCUCCAGGUGCAGCAGCACAUCAGCAGCAGCAUCCGGGAGGACCCGGCUCUCCUCUACAGGACCAAGUUGAAGAACUUGGCUGCCCAAACCUACGUCAAGUGGCAGGAACUUCUGUCGCAAGGCUGGCUCCAAUUAACCCGCUAGCAGGAUGCAAAGGCGGUGGCUCGCUCGGAGCUGGGGGAGAAAGUCACUUUGCACGCGCUCAGAGGACCCUUCGCUUCGUCACCAUUUGUGCCAGCGAGAUCAUCGCUGCCCGCGUGUCUGUCGGUGGGAAGGGCCCGGUGGUGCCCAGGUGUGGCAUUGCCAGCUCCGUUCAAAGAGAAGGGGUUUUUGUCUUGUUUACCACGACCAUCCCCUCUGGCAAGUCAUCCCAGGUCUGUUCCUAAAGUCUUUUCCUUGCCUUUUCUUCCCCUUUCAGGCCAAGAGUGAUCAGGUUUAAUGAGACAUCCCGGGGAAUGAAAGACCUUGCCAGAAGGAGCAGCCUCUCACAGAACUCAGAAAAGCCCUUAGUGGAAUGAAGUGGGGGCAGAGACAAUUCAGUAGCCCCCCCUCAAAGCCACCAAUAAUUCUUUCAUCCCCCUUCCUCAUAAACUUUCUGACGGGUCUUAUAAGGCACAUAAAUUUCUCCCAGGGCUAAGCCCACCUUGUUUACUGUUUACUUGUUUUCUUUAGACCCGCCUGUGCCUUUAAGCCCCCCCCCCCGUGUUCGAAGCAGGCAAUCCAAGGAAGGGAUAACGGCUCCUCUUCUGCACAAGAGGAGGCUAAA